AUGAGCAUACAACGACUUGGUCUUGGUGCCAUGAGAGGCAUUGAACGACCGGGAGUCUUCAUCAACCAGAGCGUCCCGAAGUUGGCUUUGGCCCGUCUGUUGUCCCAACAAGCAAGAUCUUCUUACAGAGAACGCCCAGAGAUUGUUCACACGAGCCAGAAAGAAGCUCACGACAUUCUUGUCAAACAACGCCUCAACCGCCCCGUCACUCCAAACCUCACAAUCUACAAGGUUGGACAAGUCUGGUUCAGUGCAUCAGCAUGGACUCGAAUAACAGGCCUUGCUGUAGGUGGUACAGCUUACCUGACCCUGUGCGCCCAUGCUGUAGCUCCUUAUCUUGGAAUAGGAUUUGACUCUGCUGCUUUGGUGUCGGCUUUUGGAGCGUUGCCUUUUGCUACCAAGGCCGCAAUCAAAUUUGGACUGCUAGGGUUUCCGUUCGCAUAUCAUUUUAUCAAUGGUAUUCGACACUUGGUGUUUGAUCUGGGAUUUGGAUACAAGAAGGCGCAGUUUAAGAAGUCAGAGGCAGCUACGUGGAUACUGAGUAUUCUUGGUGGUCUUGUCUUGGCCUUCUGGAUCUAG
Molecule: messenger RNA, 579 nt
Organism: Fusarium fujikuroi IMI 58289
Lineage: Eukaryota; Fungi; Ascomycota; Sordariomycetes; Hypocreales; Nectriaceae
Product: related to cytochrome b-large subunit
Exons: 3
Coding region: 1-579 (192 amino acids)
Biological process (GO): tricarboxylic acid cycle; mitochondrial electron transport, succinate to ubiquinone
Cellular component (GO): membrane
Molecular function (GO): succinate dehydrogenase activity; electron transfer activity
Source: RefSeq, a predicted model, not a curated record